Molecule: messenger RNA, 902 nt
Organism: Prosopis cineraria
Lineage: Eukaryota; Viridiplantae; Streptophyta; Magnoliopsida; Fabales; Fabaceae
Product: protein OXIDATIVE STRESS 3-like
Exons: 2
Coding region: 147-761 (204 amino acids)
Source: RefSeq, a predicted model, not a curated record
AACCUCAAACCCACAAGUAUCUAUCUGUCUUAUUCUGUUCCACUGAAAGCUCUUACCUUUUUUGUGUGAUUGGUUGGCUCCAAGGGAAACAGUGCCAAUCGUUCAUAUUAUAUACAUACAUAUUCUGAAUCAAACCAUAAAAGCCCAUGGAGGGUUUUCGAGGCAAGAACUCAGAGAUGGAUGAGCAGCUGAAGAAUCCCAUGGUGGAAGCUCGUGAGAAUGAUCAUGAUCUCGUUCAUUCUUUCUCUUCUUCAUCUUCUGGGUUUUCAAGUGGGUCAUCAAUGGAAUCGGAUUCCUCUGAGGAAGUAACAUCAAAUCUUGUGGUGGCAGCAGUAGCACAUGACUCUCUGGGUGACAUGUCCUCUCUGUUUCAGCAACUUCCCAUUAAGAGGGGACUCUCGAGGCAUUACGAAGGGAAGUCACAAUCAUUUACUUCAUUGGCGAGUGUAAGGAGGUUGGAGGAUCUGGUCAAGGAAGAAAACAAUCCAGUGAAGAUGAAGAAGAUGGAGUGUUGCAGAAGAAGCUAUGGAGGAUUGUGGAGAAGUAAUGCAUUAUCAGGGCAAAUUGGUAAAGGGGAAUGGAAGUCAAGAAGGGAUCAUAGUGUUAUAGGCCAGCAAUUCCACGUCAUCAUCAUCAUAAUAGAUCUACUGCCACAGCCACCACCAUUUCUAAUCAAGCUGCUUUGUUUGCUUGAGUUUUCUUGUUCGAUCGGAUAUUGCAGAGAAGUUUUAUGUGAUUACUGGAUUUCAUUUCUUAAAUAGAAAAAUUAGGACCUGGUUUGUCUUUUCUUUUUGUGAUGGUAUAUAUAACCUUGAGCAGCAAUUCUAAAUUAAGGACUGUAAUUUGUAGUAUAUGUUUAUUUUCUUUUCUUUUGUUAAAAUAAUUAUCUUAUUUUUGGUAUC